AUGAAACUUAAUCAUAUAAUUUAUUUGAUUAUAUUAUUUGUUAAUUUAUCUUAUCAGGCAAGAAUGAUGAAUAAAGUAUGUCCACAGAAUGCAACUUGGUCAGAUUGUACACCAAAAUGUUACAAAACUUGUGAAAAACCAAAUAGAGUAUGCCAAAAGGAUUGUAAUAAACCUGGAUGUGUGUGCAAAAAUUCGUAUGUUGUUAAAGAUAAGACUAAUUGUGUUUUAAAAGAUGAUUGCCCUAAUGUAGUAAGAACAACAAAAUUAAAUAUUAUAACUACUACUACUAUACCUAUUCCUAAAGAAUGUUUUGGUAAUAAAACUUUAGUUGCUAAUAUGCCUACAUGUACACCAAAAUGUCCUGGACUUCCAAAAGAUUUAUGUACAACAGAUAUUCUACCUCCAGGUUGUGCAUGUAUACCCCCAUAUGCUACAAAUGCUGAAGGUAAUUGUAUAUUAAGAACUGAUUGUCCACUUAGAAGUUAUCCAACAACUACUCCUACACCACCAAAUCCAUGUAAAGCACCUUGGUUGUUGGUUGAAUGUAGAUCAGCCUGUCCACCAACAUGUUCUGAAAGUAGACAAAGUGAUUGUUUAAGAUUUUGUCUUCCUAAAGGAUGUGCAUGUGUUGAUCCAUAUGCUUUAACUAGUAAAGGAGAAUGUGUCCGAAGAAGUGAAUGUCCAAGAGAAAGUAAUAAUAUAAGUAAAGAAAAAGAUAUCGUUAAAAAUGCAGAAUGUCCAGAAAAUAUGGAAUAUGUGUCAGGAAAAGAUAGUUGUGAAAGAAAAUGUGGUGUACCAGCAAAUUAUUCAACAUGUAUGAAAGUGAGUAGAGGAUCAACUUGUGAAUGUAGGUAUCCAUUUGCACUUAAUAAAAAUAAUCAAUGUGUUCAUGAAAGUCAAUGCUAA
Molecule: messenger RNA, 906 nt
Organism: Strongyloides ratti
Lineage: Eukaryota; Metazoa; Nematoda; Chromadorea; Rhabditida; Strongyloididae
Product: Trypsin Inhibitor-like, cysteine rich domain-containing protein
Exons: 2
Coding region: 1-906 (301 amino acids)
Source: RefSeq, a predicted model, not a curated record